Molecule: messenger RNA, 3037 nt
Organism: Mercenaria mercenaria
Lineage: Eukaryota; Metazoa; Mollusca; Bivalvia; Venerida; Veneridae
Exons: 2
Coding region: 1-1473 (490 amino acids)
Molecular function (GO): zinc ion binding
Source: RefSeq, a predicted model, not a curated record
AUGGAUGGAUAUUAUUUUCAUGAUCUAGCUUUAUCUUAUGGACAUGUUUUACCUUUUCUAGCAUUUCUAGCAAUUAUUAUUAUUAUUAUUAUUAUUUUACUAUUGAUUGCCUUUGCAUUUAUUUCAAUUUUACUUCCUUUUGCUGUACUUUUUAACAUUGGAAGAGACAAUGAAGCUAUCAUAAUUGUACUAGAUAUAUACAAAGGAAUGUGGAAUGGUUUCAAAGUCAUAUGGAAAUGCUUAGCUUUUAAUAUUGGUAAAGAGAAAUGCAUUCAGGAAAGACAUGUUUGUGAUGUAUGUAAAGUGCAACAUGAAGAUGUUUUACGUUACUGCUAUGUGUGUGAACAGUAUAUAUGUUACGAAUGCUACACAAUUCACCAAAGAUUCAAUUCAUGCAGAAAUCACAAAACGUCUAGAGGAAAAUGUGUACGGUUGGAUGAAAUUCCGUUGUCGAGACAGAAUUUAGUUGAGGACAGUUUGAAAUGUAUUAGGAACACACGCUUAGGGUACCCUUCUAGAGCCUCUAUUUUCAAAGAUGCAAGGACACUUAGAUAUUGUGCUAUUAAAAUUAGAAGUUUCUAUAAGUUCUUGCGGGGCAGUUCACUACAAAGAAAAUGUGUAGAAACUCGAGCGUUUAUCAUCAACCAAGAAGGUGGAAAGCCUAUUUAUAUUCUUGAGAAAGUUAUUGAUAUACCAAAUUUUACAGCUGAUGAUGUACAUAUCGUUCCAGUUUUCAACGCAGACUCAGGAUUUUUGUUUAUUAUCUAUUCAACAAAUGUCAUUUAUUUCAUCAAAUCGUAUGUUCCGUAUCUCGCAAAAUUUUUGAAUUUUUCAAAAAUAAUUUCAUGUAACUAUGCAGAUAUAACUUAUCAUUUAAGAGCCUGUUCUGCACCUUUUAAAACGAUUACGAUAGAAAAUGUUCACCAAGAUGUUCUUUGCACUGAAUUCAAGAAUGAGAUUGCGGUGUUAGGUCUGGAAAACAAUAAAAAGUUUGGAUUAGUCCCAGUCUGGUCCAUGAAUUACUUUUCACAUGAAGGAAAGUUUUUACACAAAUGCUAUUUGAAAAAUUCAAACAAAGGUAUUUUUUUGCAGUCACCUGUAUACAUGCGUGCCACCUUCAAUAACACAAUUGUCAUUUGCGAUUCCGUGCAAACAGACAAAUAUGUUAAUGAAUUCGAUAUGGAAGGCAAUUUGGUGUUACAAGUGAAUUUGGAAGAAGAAUUAUCGGGAACGAUUACAGGUGUCACAUCUGAUGAUGAGAACAACAUUUAUGUUUCCAGCGAACUCGAAGUAGUCCAAAUAUCAGAAAAUGGCCGGAAAGUCAGACAAUUGUUGACAAUCGCAGAACAUCAAACGUAUGACUGUAUCUUAGAUAUCUGCUUUUCGGCAAAAAAACAUAAGAUUCAUGUGGCUAUGAGGGAAAACUAUGAUGAUACAAUUACAGUAGUAGCUUUCAGAUUCAUAGCUUACUAAAUAACAGUGGAAUAAUUUACGUUUUGAUUAUUUGCCGUUAAUUAUAUGAAUGCAUAUCGGCUAAACCAAAUAUGAGUUUACAAUGAUAACAGUAGAAACAUUUUGUUUUUAAAAAAAGAUAUAUUUUGUAACGCGACAAUGAGUGAAUGUUAACUAUGUAUAUGAUAUUUUAUUGUAUUCCUUUCUGUAUUUUCUUAGGGUGGAUAGAUACUUUGAAACUAGCAUGGAGAAGUUAAAGAAUUAAAGAAGCUGGCAGUAUUUUCAAAUUGUGAAAAAUAAUUUUUUUUUUAAGUUAUUAGGUUCGCUAACUUUCAUAUGAAUCAACGUAGAAUAUAUUAAUUUGAAUUAAUGUCUUUGUUUUUAAGGUUUUAUUUGUAUUGCACAUCAUGUUGUUGAAUAAAAGCUUUGAAUUGAAACAAACAGAACAGACAAACAUUGGUAUUUCCUUUGGUAUAUCCGAUAGAUGUUUCUAUAGUUUCUUUAAUACUUUGUAAGUAAAUCCUUUUUAACGCUAAAUAGGCAUUUUUUUUAUUGGAUAUACCGCUCAGCUUUAAAUAAUAACCGCGAAAUUUAGCAUCACAUAGAUCUUAUUUGUUCAGUGUGUCACACUAACAUUUUAGAUAUAAAGACACUAUACAUUUGUUUUCUUCAAAAUAUAUCUUACUAAUAUUUGGCAGUCAUUUUCUAAAUAAAGCGUAGAUGUGAUAUAAACAACGCACACGUAUUAAACAAGGAUACAUUAUAUCAAUGUAAAUCAAAUGCAUAUAAUUCUAGGCCAGCCUCCUUGGCCUAGUGGUGUAUAUCACUGACUUUAAAUCACUUUACCAAAUCUCGCUCAAGGGGUUGAACGUUGAAUUCUUCAUAUGAGGAGGCAACCUGACUAGUUAACUAGUUAACGGAAGGUCGGUGGUUCUACCCAUGUGCCCGUAGGUGACGGAUAGGUUUUCUUCACCAAUCAACAGAAGGGGCACAUGGGGUCUUUCUCCAACACCAAAAGCUGGAUAGAUGCCAUAUAAUUGUGUCAGUGUGUCAUUUAAAAAAAGCGGAUAAAAAGCAUAUAAUCUAGUUAUGAAAAGGAAUUCUUUCCAAAUGGCGUUAAGGUUCCAGUACACCGAUAUUUAAAUUGCAUAAUUUGGCAUCAAAGGUCAUAGACUAAAAAGUUAACAGUAAACAAUCUCAUAUUUGAUACAAGUCCAUAGAUCAUUAAUUAUCAUAUAUGUAUUAAACAAUAGACAAUAUGUCUAUUUUAUCUGAAAUUACAUAAUUUAUUAAGACAAAUAUAGUCGCACUAAAUGCGCUGCACUGAUAUUACAAAGAAAACGAACUCAUAUUUGAAAUAAGUCCAAGGAUAAUUACAUCUUUAUAGUUUUGUUUUGUGUUAAACAAUAGACAAUUUGUCUAUUAUGUUUGAAUUAUAUAAUUCAUGGAUACUUAUACCGUUAUAUUUCUGUUUUGUGUCAAACAAAAUCAUAUUUAAAAUACAUAAUUUAUUCAGACAAAUAUAGUCGCAUCAAAUGUCAUGAAUUGUAAAGUUUACAGAAAAUAAAUUCAUAUGUGAUGACAG